GCGACCAGAAAUUUUCCGUCCACUCUCUCCCCCUCCCCAACACCUCUUGGGCUCGUCGAGCGUCGUGCGACCGAGCGCGGGGGGCGAGGGGGCGUCCGGGAAGGGGGAGGGGGCCUCGCGAGACCCCUCCCCGCGUCCCGGGCCCCGGCGCUGAUUCACCGGCGAGGUAUUUGCAUCUGAGAGCGAUUUGUCACCCGGUGAUUUGUCUGCGGGGCGGUUUCUGCAAACACGUGAAUGAGCCACCCACCAGCUGCCCCUGGUGUGAGAAGGAGGCAUCGCCCCCCUGCCACUGGCAUGCCCCACCAGCCCUCAGCCUGAGCCCGGCGGCCCCCGCCCCUGCCCCCCUGCCACCCUGCACUGCCCCAGCUCCCCCGCGGCCCCCACACUGCAGUGCGGCCGGGCCCCCUCCCCACAGGGGCCGCCCCCGCCGCCCACCCCUGGUGCCCGGGGCGGCCCGGCCCGCAGGGCCAUGAAGCUGCAGGCUGUGAUGGAGACGCUCCUGCAGCGGCAGCAGCGGGCACGCCAGGAGCUGGAGGCCCGGCAGCCACCGCCACUGCCUGAGCCCCCGGCUGGCCCCCCAGCCCGUGCCAGGGCUGCCCCAGACGAGGACAGGGAGCCUGAGAACGCCCGGAUGCAACGGGCACAGAUGGCUGCUCUGGCUGCCAUGCGGGCUGCUGCUGCGGGCCUCGGGCAUACGCCCAGCCCUGGCGGCUCGGAGGAUGGGCCCCCUGGCUCAGAGGACGAGGACCCAGCCCAGGAGGAGGCACCAGUCUCUCCUGGCCGAGGCAGGGAUGCUGUGGGCCUCCCCGAAGGCGACAGCCACUUCGAGGAUGCAGGCUCAGACGAUGACCUGAAGCCGAAAUGGGAGGAGGAGGAGGAGGAUCUGGAGGAAGACCUGGGGGACGAGGAGGAGGAGGAAGAGGAGGAUGAGGACUAUGAGGACGAGGAGGGGCUCGGGCCUCCAGGCUCCGCCGGCCUAGGCCCCACAGCCCUGUUCCCUCGCAAGGCCCAGCCACUCCAGGCAUUCCGAGGAGACAGUGGGUCCCGGGCUCUGGGAGGCCAGGAGCGCCCAGGGGCUGGCCCAGCCCACCCUGGAGGGGCUGCCCACGUGGCUCCCCAGCUGCAGCCACCUGACCACGGGGACUGGACCUACGAGGAGCAGUUCAAGCAGCUCUACGAACUGGACGGGGACCCCAAGAGGAAAGAGUUCCUAGACGACUUGUUCAGUUUCAUGCAGAAGCGAGGGACACCUGUGAACCGCAUCCCCAUCAUGGCCAAGCAGGUGCUGGAUCUGUUCAUGCUGUACGUGCUGGUGACAGAGAAGGGUGGCCUGGUGGAGGUCAUCAACAAGAAGCUGUGGCGUGAGAUCACAAAGGGCCUCAACCUGCCCACGUCCAUCACCAGUGCUGCCUUCACCCUGCGCACCCAGUACAUGAAGUACCUGUAUCCCUAUGAGUGCGAGAAGCGCGGCCUCAGCAACCCCAACGAGCUCCAGGCGGCCAUCGACAGCAACCGGAGGGAGGGCCGGCGCCAGAGCUUUGGGGGCUCCCUCUUCGCCUACUCGCCAGGCGGGGCCCACAGCAUGCUCUCCUCGCCCAAGCUGCCUGUGCCCUCCCUGGGCCUGGCUGCCAGUACCAACGGCAGCUCCAUCACUCCUGCCCCCAAGAUCAAGAAAGAGGAGGACUCAGCCAUCCCCAUCACAGUCCCUGGCCGCCUGCCAGUCUCCCUGGCAGGCCACCCUGUAGUGGCGGCCCAGGCAGCAGCAGCUCAGGCAGCCGUGGCGGCACAGGCAGCUGCCCUGGAACAGCUCCGGGAGAAGCUGGAGUCCGGGGAGCCUCCAGAGAAGAAGAUGGCUCUGGUAGCAGAGGAGCAACAGCGGCUCAUGCAGCGAGCGCUACAGCAGAACUUUCUGGCCAUGACGGCCCAGCUGCCUAUGAGCAUCCGGAUCAACAGCCAAGCCUCUGAAAGCCGCCAGGACUCAGCUGCAAACCUGACCAGCACCAAUGGCAGCAACAGUAUUAGCAUGUCAGUAGAGAUUAACGGAAUCAUGUACACAGGAGUGCUGUUCGCCCAGCCACCGGCCCCCACGCCACCCUCAGCUCCCAGCAAAGGUGGAGGUGGCGGCAACCGGGGAGGAAACAGUGGGACCAGCAGCAGCAGCAGCAGCAGCAGCAGCACCGGCAGUGCAGGCAGCCAGGCCGGGCCAGCAGGGUUGUCUGCACCUACCACAUCUUCUACCUCAAAUAACUCAUUGCCUUAACCGCAACACUCCCCACCCUGGGAGCCUGCCAGACAGGGCAGGGGGUCGAGGUGGGCGAAGCAGGGGCCGGGAUGGCGGAAGAUACGGGUGGGGAGGGGAGAGAUCCACAUAGGAGCCACAGCUAACGCCAAAAAGAAGAGAAAAAUAUAUAUACAUAUAUAUAUAUAAAGAAAAUUUAAUAAAACAGGGGAAAACCAAGGAACACUUGAAUUACUCAGGUUUCAGACAUUCAGAGAGAUGAAUUGUGAGAACAGCUAAGGAAAUCGGCAAGGAGAGAGGCAGAUGUCUCCUAGGGCUUUCCGGCAGCCCUGGUGGACCCCCCUGGACUGGUGUCUGGUGUCUGAUCUGGACAGGCCGAUCCUGUUUACCUCAUACAUCCCUGCACUGUUUUUUCAUUUUUAUGUUUUUUUUGUUUGUUUUGUUUUGUUUUCUGUUCAUCACACACUUACCACACCCAGCUCCUUGUGUUGAAUGAAACCCCUGAGCCAAGAUCAGUUGAAUUUUUUUUGCCUGUUGCUUUCGGGAACUUUUUUUUUUUUUAAAGAAAUAGCCAAAUUCAAACUCUAUAGGAUUUCUAAGAGGUUUUGGGGGUUUUAUUUUGUAAAUAUUCUAUUUUAUUCUUGGGGGAGGAAUCAAACCUAGGAAAAGGAUAUAUAUAUCUCUAUAUAUUUGUGUUCAUUCAGGGAAACUGAACUUGAAAAAG
Molecule: messenger RNA, 2963 nt
Organism: Phacochoerus africanus (Common warthog)
Lineage: Eukaryota; Metazoa; Chordata; Mammalia; Artiodactyla; Suidae
Gene: ARID3A
Product: AT-rich interaction domain 3A
Exons: 9
Coding region: 470-2260 (596 amino acids)
Biological process (GO): regulation of transcription by RNA polymerase II
Cellular component (GO): nucleus
Molecular function (GO): DNA binding
Source: RefSeq, a predicted model, not a curated record